UACAGGUUUGUUUUUAUAAAAUAUUAAAAGUUACCAUUCAUUAUGUCAACUCCUGCCAGACGUAGACUGAUGCGAGACUUUAAAAAAUUACAAGAAGAUCCACCUGCAGGUAUCAGUGGCACACCAACUGAUAACAAUAUUAUGUUGUGGAAAGCUGUGAUAUUUGGACCACAUGAUACUCCAUUUGAAGAUGGCACAUUUAAAUUGACAAUAGAAUUUACUGAAGAAUAUCCUAACAAGCCACCAACAGUUAGAUUUGUUUCAAAAAUGUUUCAUCCAAAUGUCUAUGCAGAUGGAGGUAUUUGUCUUGAUAUAUUACAGAACCGCUGGAGUCCUACUUAUGAUGUUGCUGCUAUUUUGACAUCCAUACAAUCACUUCUUAGUGAUCCGAAUCCUAAUUCACCUGCUAAUUCUAUGGCUGCCCAAUUGUAUAAAGAGAAUCGCAGAGAGUAUGAGAAACGAGUGAAGAUGUGUGUGGAGCAAAGCUUUAUUGAUUAGAGUUAAUUAUUAUUUUUAAUCAUGCUUGAAAGUAAAAAAAAUAGCUGUGUGUGUUACUAGUUCUUUUUAACUUUAUGAUUGAAUUUUUACCAUGAUUAUUACUAUUAUUUCAGUGCAUAGUAAGAACAAUUUAUCAUGAAAUUUGUUUUUUUUAUUCUUAAAUAUA
Molecule: messenger RNA, 664 nt
Organism: Diuraphis noxia (Russian wheat aphid)
Lineage: Eukaryota; Metazoa; Arthropoda; Insecta; Hemiptera; Aphididae
Product: ubiquitin conjugating enzyme 6
Source: RefSeq, a predicted model, not a curated record